AUGGCUUUGCUCUGCCACCAAGCGGAAGGCCUUUUGGAGGCGCUGGGCUUCGACGAGUCGCGGCGCCUGGCCUCGAUGCUGCGCUUCGCGACGCUGGGGGCCACCCAGCACCCGGACCCCAGGCGCGCGCUGAGCGCGGCGGAGGAGGCCUGGGUGCAGUGGAGGGUCCGUGCCCUCAGCGUCCACAUCCGCAUCCUGUCGCCGCUGGCCCGCGUACUGAUUCACUUCACCAAGCUGGAGCUUGCGCCGCCCCUGUGGCUCCUCGCCUCAGUCCCGGUGGCGCUCAUCGCGGUGGGAGUAGGCGCUAUGGCCCUCAGCAAGCGCCGCCUGGAGGAACCACGGGCAACCGUUCCGCCGGGAGCCCGGGUGAACCGCUCACUUCGCGUCGGCCUGCGGAUGCAUGGCGCGCCUCUGGAGCUCAAACGCAGCACCGCGGAGAUCGCGAAAGCGAGGUCCUGGCGCCAGGCGGCCGAACGCCUGGCCCAGCUCCGGCGCCACCUGCAGCCGGAUGCGGCCGCCUUCAAUGCCUGCGCCGCCUGCUGCGGUCGCAGCAGGGCCUGGCGCUUCACGCUGCGUGUGGCGGAGGCGCUGGCGCCCGGGGACAGGAGCGCUUUCACCUACAACUCCGCAGCCUCCGCCUGCCGCGAGGAAGAUCCCACUGCUCGCUGGCGGUCUGGCCUGGCAGUGCUGCGCACAGGGGAGGUGCAGCGGGUGGCCAAAGGCGCCUUCGCCGUCAGCAGCGCGGUGGCGCUUGUCGAGCGCUGGGCUUUGGGACUCCAGGUGCUGCGCGAGGCGGCGGCGCAGGGCCUGGAGCGGGAGCUGGUCACCGGCAACAGCGCGCUGGGCAGCUGCGCCAAGGCGUCGCAGUGGCUGCGGUGCCAAAACCUGCUGGAGGAGAUGCGAGGCGCCGGGGAAGAUCUCGACGUCGUCUCCUGGAGCACUGGUCUGGGCAGCUUCGCGAACCCGGCGCUCUGGCAGGAGGCCCUUGGCGACUUCCACGGCGCUUCUUACGCGGCGCCGAACUCCUUCACCUUUUGCGCGGCCUUGACUUGCCUGGAGAAGGCCGCUGAGUGGUCCAGCGCGCUGCUGGUACUGGAGGAGCUGCCAAGGGCACGCCUUCACGUGGACACCAUCCUCUGCAACUCCGCCUUGAGCUCUUGUGAGAAGGCCGGGCGUUGGGCCGUGGCCUCCGCCAUCUUGACCCUCGAGGGCUGCCAGCGCAGUGCCGUCACCUUCAACGCCGCGCUCAGCGCACUCAGCGACGGAGGUCAUUGGCGCCGGGGCCGGGACAUCUUCCUGACCAUGCGCGCGGAAGGAUUGCAGCCCAACCUGAUUUCGGGCAACGCCUUGAUGACGGUCUACGAGAAGAGCCGCCAAUGGCGGCAGGCGCAGAAUUUCUCGGGGCAGCUGGCGGAUCUCAGGGACGCGGUGACGUGCAACGGGCUGCUCAGCGCCUACGAGAAGGGCCAGCAGUGGGCUUCUGCGGCCUGGCAGCUGUCGCAGAUGCGUCGCUUCGGCCCCCGCUGCAGCGUGGUGUCCUUCGGAGCGCUGAUCAGCGCGCGAGGGAAGGCCUGGGAGGAGGCGCUGCGCUGCGAGCUGCAGCUGCGGGCCCUGGGCCUGCGGCCCAGCCGCGUGACCUGCGGCGCGCUGCUGGGCGCCUGCGGCUGCGGCCAGUGGCGCCGCGCGGGGCUUCUCGUGGAGGCAGCGGCGGAGGAGGCCGACGCACUGGGCGUGGUGGAGAUGAAUGCGGCGCUCACAGCCUUCAGCGAGAGCCACGUCACGGACAAGGCGCUGCGCCUGGCGCGGCACAUGGUCCGUGGGAAGGCGCAGGCGGACCUCGUGACCUUUAAUACGGUGCUGGCGCUCUGUGCCAGGGGGGGCCUCUGGUCUCAGGCCCUGCGCCUGUUGCAGAAGCAGCCCACCUUGGGCUUUGAGGCGGGGGACUUUGCCGCCGCGCCGGACCUCCUGAGCUUCAGCGCCGCGCUGGGCGCCUGCGCGGGCGGAAGGGCGGAGGAGGCUCUGGGCCUCCUGCGCCUGGCGGGCGCCUGCCGCGUGGCCAUCGACGCCUUGGGCGCCACCGCCGCAGCUGCGGCCUGCGCCAAGGCACGCGCCUGGCGCCAGGCGCUGCGUCUGGCGGCGCGCCAGGACCCCAUCGCCCUGGAGCUGUCGACCACCGCCGCCCUCGCCGGCGGCGGCCUGCGCCUGGCGCCGCGGCUCCUGGGCGCCAUGGCCUCCGCCGGCGCCGCCGCCGCCGCGGAGCUGGCAGACGUCGGGGCGAGGGUGCGGGGAGAAAAGGCGAAAGGCGGCGAGAGGUGGAUGGGUGCAGACCUACGCCAGACCUUUCUGCAGCAGAACCGGGGCUUCCGCUGCCUCUGCGUGCGCUGCAGACGCCCGGAUUUGUUGGUCCAACGCGGCCAUGUUCGGGAUGUGCCACUGUAA
This is a messenger RNA of Effrenium voratum, 2439 nucleotides long. Lineage: Eukaryota; Dinophyceae; Suessiales; Symbiodiniaceae. The record is from the annotation of a GenBank genome assembly.